UAAGACAAUGACAGAUCUGUUAGCACCUCUACUAUGGUUCUUAUUAUAUUCCUAUGCCAAAAUAAUCUUACGUGGACUUUGUUAUAUAAGGGGUAGUGGAUAAGUGUAAGCUCUCCUUCUUCUCAAGUAUCACUCAAAGGCUCAAUGUUGUCACUUUCGUAGCACUCAUUUAAGGGAAAAAUACUUGUUGUUAGUCAUCAACUUUAUCCCACAUUGUAUAUUGUUUCCUUGACAUUAUGGUGGUAUUUCAAUUUUAAUAUUUUUUAUUAUCAUUUUGAAAAGAAGACGAAUAUUUUUCAAAUCAGAAAAGAACAAUAAAAAGUGCCUGGUGUACAAAUUUAGCGUAAACCGAGACUUUACCACACGAAGCGACCGAAUCUAACCGAAGCGGCCCAAAAUUCAUGAGUGUCAACUAAAUUUAUUGUGUAUGUAAAAUUUUGCAAAUCGGAAUUAAGAAAUUUUUUAUUUACGAAACAAACGAGCAAGCUGUUAAAAGAGAACGAAGAAAGUUGCGAUAAAGAAAGGCGUAAACACUUACACGAUUAACAUUAACAGUUAGGCAACGCUAAAAUGUCGUAUCAAAUAAAAUCGACACCAUUUUUUCGACGGAUGGUUAGUACAAGUAAAAAGAAUGGCCAAUUGCAGCGCUUAAAGGAGGAAUACGAGCGCAUCAAAGAUUUCAACGACCGCACGAUUGAAAUGAAAAUGCGACAAGUGCGCCUGAAGCGUCUGUUUCGCGAAAUCGAAGAGAUCAAAGAGUCAUCGUCGCAAUGGAAACGACGACGUGUGGCUCCCAUAGAUCGCCUGCGUACGAACGAGGAGAUACGCGUCGAGAACUUGGUGAAGGCCAAAGAGCUUGGCAAAGAGUAUUCGAAAAUGAAUGCGUUGGUUGAUCGUUGUUCGUCGCGUCUCGAUGCUGUGGCAUCGGGUGCCGCCGUCGGCAGUAUAUCAUCGCGCUUAGAAUUGGAACGUAAAGCGCGUUCGGAUAAACGCAUCAGUUACGGUAACGAUCGUUCACGUAUGAAUAUACAAAAAAUCUCAACAACUCAACGUAAAUCAAAUACUAAGACCUUGAUCAGCGCGGAGCAAGAACUUAAGGAGUUGAAAGAUAAACUCAAGAAUCGCCUUCAAUUCGGUAAUUCGUGUUCCAGUCGCAAUCUAUCAAGAAAACUUAAAAAAGAUGGCCACCGUAAGGCCACUGAAGGUAAAUCCUUGAUCGAAUUUGGCAAACUUACGGAACAUGAGACAUUGCAAUGCAAGUACACACGUGAUGCUGGCGGCCUAGAAAUGCCAUCGAUGGCAUUUAACAACACAUCGCGCCAUACUAAGACCUUUGAAGAUAUGCAUACAAUUCGUGCGCUUGAUAAUUCCAAAAUGUCGGACUUGUCGCCCAAAAAUGAUGAGGAUCGACGUAUACGUGCGAGACAACGUUGGCACAAACUAGCGCUACUAGUGCGUCAUCGUUUCGAUACUUUCUUAAGACGUAAUGCGCCACCGCCAUUACGUGAUAACAGCGAAACCGGUUCGGAGGAAUAUUCGUUGCGCGCAAUAUCGAAUGACACCGAUUUACCGCUUAGCCAGUUGCGUAACAAAGCUUCGCCACCGAAUUCCGAAGCCGAGCUUCUACCCGGUGAAGUACUAUUAAGCGUUGAAUCGCUCGAUCCAUUGGAGUCGCAACCGCUGACGGACCCCAGUACACUUACGGCAGGUAAUUCAUUAUGUGACGAGGCUAGCAAUGCAGCAGACGAACGUCGCAAAGUGCAGACAUAUGUGAAAAUAUUGGAACCGUUUUUACGCGACGCCGGCAAGAAGGCUGUAGAGCUUAGUGUUGAGGAGCUCCGUAGCAUUUUCGAACAUCGCAGCGCCGAGUAGUUGAACUUCGAACGUCGCGUUCCACAUAUUUUCGUGCACAUACAUACAUAUAUACAUAUAUACAAGUAUUGUUACGCUGGAAAAAAGCGUGCGUUCACUAUGUUUCGAUGGCGUAAAACUUAAUUUUUUCCUUUCUAAAUGAAACUUCUGGUCUUUCGCAGUUUGGCACAUGUCCUCAUUCCUGGUUUAUCAUGCUAAGUUACAAUGUUAGUGCAUUUGAAUUUAGUGCUAUUUUCUCAACAAGUGUUCAGCUAGACAUGCCGUCGUCGUUCAUUCCAAAUAGACUCAGUCCAAUUGGCUUCCAUUGUACCGCAGCACACAGUUCAUUAAAAAUUUUAGGUCGUAAUAAAAGAUAUAACAAAAACAAUUAAAAAAUUA
Molecule: messenger RNA, 2250 nt
Organism: Bactrocera oleae (olive fruit fly)
Lineage: Eukaryota; Metazoa; Arthropoda; Insecta; Diptera; Tephritidae
Source: RefSeq, a predicted model, not a curated record